AAAUAAUCACCAGCUCCAGGUCCAGCUAUAGUCGACGAGAUCCGUCGUCAAAAAUCUCAGAUCCGUCACACACACACUCUCUCUCUCUCCGAUACACCGGCGACAUGAGCUCUCCGGGAGGAGCGACGAGUAUGUUCACCAAUUUCACCAAACUCUGCAAAGGACUCGCUCUCGUGCUUGUGGUAGGUCACCUCUUGGUUCACUUCGUUCCCGCCACCGUCACUUACCUCGCUCUCAUUCCCGCGAGGACUAUUCCUUUUGGAUGGAAUCUGAUUACAAGUGGCUAUUUUGAACUCUCUGUAUAUGGGGUUGUCUUUAGCACGGUUUCUCUACUCUUUAUGGGGAAGUUUCUUGAGCCUGUAUGGGGUUCCAAGGAGUUUCUUAAGUUCAUCUUCGUCGUGAACUUUCUUACGUAUCUCUGCGUUUUCGUUACAGCCAUUGCUUUAUACUAUAUAACCAGGCUCGAAAUCUACCUAUAUAUGCCCUUUGCAGGUUUUCAUGGUGUCUUGGCUGGCCUUCUUGUCGGGAUGAAGCAGAUAAUACCUGACCAGGAGGUAUUGUUCUUAAAGAUAAAAGCAAAGUGGUUGCCCUCGAUUAUGCUAGCUUUGUCAAUAGCGUCAAGCUUCUUCACACUGAAUUCAGCAGCAUACCUUCCCACUUUGAUAUUUGGUACAUAUAUGGGCUGGUUAUACCUCAGAUACUUGCAGAGGAGGCCUGAAACAAAGCUCAGAGGUGAUCCGAGUGAUGACUUUGCCUUCUCCACUUUCUUUCCUGAGUUCGUCAGACCGGUAAUUGACCCUAUAGCCUCAAUAUUCCAUCGGAUGCUUUGUGGACGAACAAAUGCGACCAGCGAAGACAAUGGUUAUACUACCAGCGGUGCUCCAUUACCCGGCUCUGACUCUGCUGAAGCUUCCAGGAGGAGAGAAAGAGGAGCAAGAGCUCUAGAGGAGAGACUUGCAACGGAAAGAUUGGUUCCUCCAAGAAACAAAGAUGAGUUGCAGAGUGAUGCUUUGGAUAGCGUUUAAGUGGAGACUGCAACUAGUUUUCUUGAAGAAGUUGUGUGGGUUCUUGUUUUUUUUUUUUUUUCUGUUUGUUUAUGAAAUUGGCUUUAUACAGACAGAACCGAUCAGCUUCUCCGUAAAUUCUUAUGACAAUUAAAAAAAAAAGUAGUGCAUUUCCUUAACCAGUUGGACGAGAGAAUAUAAAUUUAUACAAAAAUUUAUACU
Molecule: messenger RNA, 1226 nt
Organism: Eruca vesicaria subsp. sativa (arugula)
Lineage: Eukaryota; Viridiplantae; Streptophyta; Magnoliopsida; Brassicales; Brassicaceae
Source: the annotation of a GenBank genome assembly